This is a messenger RNA of Priapulus caudatus, 1375 nucleotides long. RefSeq names its product HAUS augmin-like complex subunit 4. NCBI's taxonomy places the organism in Eukaryota, Metazoa, Priapulida, Priapulimorpha, Priapulimorphida, Priapulidae. Gene Ontology annotation, biological process: spindle assembly; centrosome cycle. The record is from RefSeq and is a predicted model, not a curated record. Gene Ontology annotation, cellular component: HAUS complex. The coding region runs from base 77 to 1138 and encodes 353 amino acids. Gene Ontology annotation, molecular function: microtubule minus-end binding. The transcript has 9 exons.
CGGACGGAACACCCCGCUAUUUUCAAGUUCACAACUUUUUCAGUUUUUGCUUGACUUCACGUUUUCAUUUCUCAAGAUGCCAAAAGAUUUCAAUGAUAGUGAAAAUAAAUUUUUGCCAUCAUUUGUGACUGAUUACGAUCUGGAAAGAAAUCCCGAAUUUGCACAUUUGUUGCGAGAACUUGGCAAGCAUAUGACUGACAAAUGUGAGCGUAAACAGCAACUACAGAAGUUAAACGAGAGUGAAAACAGAUUAAAAGCGGCCAAGGCGAAGUACUUUCAGCAGUUACUUAUCUACCAUGAACUUCAAGAGUUACUGUUGGAUCAUCAGAUAGUUUCAGACACAUCACGUCAAAAGGAACAGGUCUACAAACAACUCCAAACUCAACUUACGCACAGUGAGAUCGCCGACUACAUUUACAAUGUCAGCUCACACAGGGCGGACACCAAGGUGGAGACUAGACCUGAGAAACGAUCUACAGACAUGCUUGGCAUCACCAAAGACAUUAUUGACAAAUCUUGUCCCGAGCAGGUCGAUAUAUCACCAGUGAUAGCUGAGCUCGAACAAAGAUGGCAGGAGAAGUGCAAAACCUUAUCUCAGUUUCAUGACUGCAGUGACAUACCUAAAGGGAAUGAAGUAGCCGUGCUAGGUAAAGCUAUCCAAUUACCAGGAAUUGUAGAAGAAGAAAUACAUCAAUUAAAACGAGAAGAACAAGCUCUGCAGCAAGACAGGCAAAAGCGGACUAAACACUACUGGCAUUAUUAUGAGGCUUUAGUAAAGUCUCUCUGUGGGCUGGAACAGAUCAUUCUGAAUCAUAAGCUAGGCUGUCAAGCACGGAGUGACGCAAUAAGUGUGGAGCGCAUGUCUGCCCGUUGUCAAGCUCUCUGUCUUAAGAUCAGACUACUAGAACUACAACUCUUGGUGGAUACAUACAUGGCAGAGAAUACAAAAGCCCUUGGAAAAAUCAAGUUACACCUACAGACAAGACGACUCGAGUAUGAGCAGGAGAUGACUGCAGUGGUGCGGGCACUGACAACCUACCAGUCUGUAGGGAGUGGGUUUGACGAGAUCGUUGAGGAAUACGGUAGACUGCAGAGCGAACUGGAGAACAAGCAAUGGACCCUGAAAGAACUUGCGUAAACUCAGCAUGCGAACUGACCGGCUUGUACAUAUCUGAUGCUGCUGAUCUGUGCAGUGGCUCAAUUUACAAGCUGUCACACUUGUGCCCCAUCAGGCAUGGUUCAGGAAGCCAUGUAAUCAGUACUGCUUGCUGUGACAAUUGAAAUCAGAACCGUGCAUGCGGCUAAAAAGAGAUAGAAAGGAAAACGGAGCAUGCAUGUCUCACAGGCACUUGGAGCGUUUCAAUAAAAUAUAAUG